This is a messenger RNA of Exaiptasia diaphana, 1363 nucleotides long. RefSeq lists its product as uncharacterized. The transcript is spliced from 3 exons. The record is from RefSeq and is a predicted model, not a curated record. Lineage: Eukaryota; Metazoa; Cnidaria; Anthozoa; Actiniaria; Aiptasiidae. The coding region runs from base 24 to 395 and encodes 123 amino acids.
UAGAUGGUUUCGAAUGUCGUCGAAUGUUCUGCCAUCGCUUCGCCUCCAUGAAUACAAAUAGCCUUUCGUUGAUCUUUGUACUUUGUGCGAUUGCUUUGCAUGGUCUUGUAGAGGCGAAAGAUUUUUAUUUCAAAUACUAUUCAUUUAGGAAGAAGCAAAAACACGCAAAAAUGUACAAAGGUAUUGAGCGCGAAUGUGAAACCAGAUCAUGUUUAGAUUUGAUAGGACUUGAGCAAAUCAAAUGCACAAGAAAAUGUGUAUCUGAAGCAUGUUAUAGUGAACUGUAUGCCUGGGAUGAGUUAGAAGAGGGCGAAAUAGAUGUAAGGUUUAAUUCAUUCAAAGGUUGUGUUGCAAAUGAACUUCAAAAUAAUGAAAUGAAUAGUAGGAAGUAUUAAUUUUAAUAAGUCAAAAACCAGCUAAUGUUUUCCCAUAAAUCAAUGAAUUUAUGAUCAUGAUAAGAAACUCAGGAGGGGAUGUAUGCUAGAACGCUCAAUUGAUGUACAAAUCCAAGAUUUUGAUGUCAACGAUGUACAGAAAGAACUGACGGCAACGUCUCUCUGCUUUAUACUUCACUAGGAAUCGUCCAGUUUUAGAAACUGGGCCAUUCCUAGUAAAGUUUAAAGCAGAAAAACCUUCAUCGUACAAAGUUGUUGUGAAUAUUGGAGAAAAAGAAGUUACUAGAAAAACUCACCACAGAACGUUUUAAUACAAUUGAUGCUAAAGCAGAAUUUAGACACUUGAGGAGAAUUGAUGUUAAAGAAAGGAUGCGCUAUUGCACUUGAUGUAAGUGACAGUGGCGAUAUUAUUGUGGUUAAUAAUGAUUUUAAAACUGGUUCCCGUGUUGUGUUGUUCAAUGCUGAUGGUGGGAGAGUAUUUGCGAGACGUUGAUGGUGCAGGAUCAAGAGGUGGUCAUCUGAUUGAUCCAUCUGGAGUAAUCUUCAAUGAGGACGAAGUGGCCAUCACCGAAAAUACAGAAAGUUGUGGCUGUAUCUAGGUAUUUGACAUCGAUGGUACCUGCAAAAGUACCUUAUAAAAUUAUAUUGAAAAGAAUGUGUGCAGUCAAUCAAACCAUCGCGUGUUUGUGUUACAAGAAGAAUACUAAGAGACAUCAUAACUGUGUUUAUCAAAGAACUUUAUAAAACUGGAUGUUCCUGAUGAUGGUCGUGGGAUGCCUUUCUCAUUAUGACAACAAUAAGUACUAACUAUAAGUUUCUUGGUGUGAACACUGUUUGUGUUUUUGACGAGAAUGGUAGUCUACUGUACGACGGUUUGGAAUGAAAGGCAACAGAGAAUGUCAUUUUAAGGGUGUACAUGGACUUGUUGUGUUUGGUAAAGAAAUGCUUCUUGUCUGUGAUCUAUAUAA